Molecule: messenger RNA, 1302 nt
Organism: Acanthisitta chloris (rifleman)
Lineage: Eukaryota; Metazoa; Chordata; Aves; Passeriformes; Acanthisittidae
Gene: FAAP100
Product: chromosome unknown open reading frame, human C17orf70
Exons: 5
Biological process (GO): interstrand cross-link repair
Cellular component (GO): Fanconi anaemia nuclear complex; nucleoplasm
Source: RefSeq, a predicted model, not a curated record
GUCGACCUGGAUGGCGGUGGAGACUCCUCAGACCCCGCGGAUGCGGAGAGCGGCGCCGGCGUGCUGCCCCCGGUCCUGUCCCCAGCCAGCCUGAGCAUCUGUAGUGUCGUGGCUCUCUCCUUGUCCUCUCGGGCGUCAGAAGGUGAGUCGGAGCUGCUGGCUCUGUCGGCCAAGGGUCGCCUAGUGUCCUGUGGCCUGUGCAGCCCUGAGGAGCCAGACGUGGAGCUGACACCUGCCGAGAUCGGACGGAGGAUCAAGGAGCUGCUGUCGGGGAUAGGGGACACCUCAGAGAGAGUGUCCUUCCUGAAGAAGGCUGUGGACCAGAGGAACCGAGCCCUGGCCAGCCUGAACCAGGUGAUGAACGUCAGUGCAGCACUGCUGUCCAGCCAGGAGGGCCAGAAACCCAUCGCCUGCACCGUCACUGCCAACUGGAGCUGCCUCCUGCUCCAGGACACCGUCACCAUCUCCUGCCUGCUGGAGAACUGCAGCGAGUACAGCCUGGAGGAGGGCUGGACCCUCUGUGUCCAGCUCCUGGCCAGCCCCUGUGCCUUAGAGGAGGAAUCCAUGGAUUCGGCCACCACCUUCACAUUCCCCAUCGACCAGCUGCUCCCCGGGAACAAGCGGGAGCUGACGCUGCCCCUCGACCCCACGGCGGACACCAAGCUGGACGUGCCCCUGACCAUCUCCUGUGCCCUCUACUACAGUUUAAGGGACAUUCUGGGCAGUGGCUCCGACUCCGAGGAUGACCUGGAUGACUUCCUGCCCGACGACUCUCCGCUCCUGUCCCCGGACAGAGAGGGGAUCUGUCUCCCCCUCAGCCAGUGCACCAUUGACAUGCUCCAGUGCCUCCAUUUUGGGAGCAGCCCCCCUGGGCCAGAUGCCCCCCCUGCCCCCUCUGACCCUGUGGAGACCUUCCUCAAAGUGUCCCAGGAACAGACUGAGCCCGAGGAAGGGAAACCCUCGGGAGAGGAAAACCUGCCCCCCUCGGCAGCCUCCAUCCGCGUGUCCUCGGAGCUGCUGAGAAACGCCCUGAAAACCUCGGAAACAGAUGUCCCCCUGACCUGUGCCACGCUGCGCUGGCUGCUGGCAGAGAACCCUGGGGCCGAGGCACUGAGCAGCACGGAGGUGGCAUCGGCACGUGGCACCGCACCGGACGGUGGCCACGUCCAGCUGCUCGUCACAGAGGUGGCCAUGAAUGACCUGAGCCCAGCAGGUCCCAUCCAGGCCGUGGAGAUCCUGAUGGAGAGCCCAUCCCUGGCCCACAUGUGCAGGACACACCACGCCGUCAUCCGGCGCAUCCAG